CUGAGGCGAGAAAAAGAGGCGGGAAAGAGCAACUCGGCGGCGGCGGCGGCUGCCCUCCGCCCCUCCCUCCCUCGCCCCGCCCUCGCGCUGCGUCGCCAAGAUGGCGGCUCCGAGCAAGCAAUAUGGACUUAUAUUUCCCAAGAAAGCGCAGCAGAAAACCUUUGUCAAACAUGCAGUGUUUAUGGAUGACUCAGAUGACGAGUCUUCUGUGGGUGAGAGCCUUCAACGAGAAGCCUUGAAAAAGCAAGCAAUGAAACAAACCAAGCUUGAGAUCCAGAGGGCACUGGCGGAAGACUCCACAGUGUAUGAAUAUGACAAUAUUUACGACGACAUACAGCAAAAGAAGGCAGAAAGUCAUGCCAGCGCACUUGCAGGGAAAGGGGAAAAAAAGCCCAAGUACAUCCAAAAUAUUCUCAAGGCGGCUGAGCUAAGGAAGAAGGAGCAGGAAAAGAGAAUGGAGAAGAAGAUUCAGAAAGAACGUGAACUGGAAGGUGGCGCGUUUGAUGACAAAGAAGCCUUUGUAACAUCGGCCUACAAGAAGAAACUGCAAGAAAGAGCUGAGGAGGAGGAAAGAGAGAAGAGGGAGGCAGCAAUUGAGGCAUGUCUGGAUGUGACCAAGCAGAAGGAUCUCAGUGGCUUUUACAGGCACCUGCUAAACCAGGCAGUGGGGGAAGAGGAGAUGCCCAAAUGCAGCCUUCGGGAGGCCAGGAUAAAGGAAGAAGAACCCAGUGGGAAUUCCUGCGACUCCAAGCAAAUAAGCAAAAACCUGGAUGAGAGGACAAGUUCCCACAUUCCUCUAAAAGCAGAAGAUAACCCAGAUGCAGACAGUGACUUGGAAAUGGAUACUAGUGAUGAGGAGAACAGUGCUAAAGCACACACCAACAGCGGAACUGGCAACAAAAAGGAGAGUAGGCAAGGCCACUCUGACCGGAGUGGGGAGAGUUCCAGGCAUCACAGGAGCCGAAGGGACUCAAGGUCAUCCAGUGAGGAGAGAAGCUGCCAUCAAAAGGUGCCUUCAAGUCAUCCAGAGAAAGAGGAGGGCGGGGGAAGGAAGGAAAAAAGUGGGCAGCACAGGGAAAAGGAACGUGAGAGAAGACACAGACACCAUGAAAAAGAGGAGCGCUCUAGACCCGAGAACCAUCAUAGGAGACGGGAAGAACAGGAUGAGAAGCAGAGGAGAAAAGACAGGAAAGAGAGGGAUGAUUAUGAUAGAGAUCUGAAGACAUGGAGAGACAGAGAGGAAAGGUAUUCUGAGUGGGAACAGCAAGAGAAAGAGAGGCACAGAGAGAGGCACAGGGACAGGGAAAGGGAAAGGGACAAAGGGGCACAGGAACACAAAGAGGAGAAGCAGCAGCAGCAGCAGCAAGAAAGGAAAAGUAGUAGCCCUGGGCCCUUGGCGAAAGAUUGCCAUCGGGCUCCAGAAAGUGAUAGUAGGGAAGAAAACCCCCCCAACUCUGAGAGAUCAUUAGAAUUGAAGCACAGGACUUCAGGGGUGGGAGCAGAGGAAGCAGAGAAACCUCCAGAGAGCCAGAGCAAAUUUGCAAAGCGUAGUAACGAGGAGACAGUGAUGUCAGCAAGAGACCGCUACCUGGCUCGGCAGAUUGCCCGUGUGGGCACCAAGUCUUACAUAGAAAAAGAAGAGGAUUAGGUUUCAUUUCAGGAGGAGCAUAUGAGGAAGGUGACACGUGCUUAUCGCUGGUGGGAAUACCAAGGCAGGAGGGAAUUGUACACAGGAAUUGAAGUACAGUAGCUUCAGGCCAUUCAUUUUAAGAGGAUUUUUAAAAAGGGUAUCCUUUUCUGCAGGAGAAAUGGAUAGAGAGGUAUGACUUUUGGACACAGAGUGUAUAGCUUGAUAUGGGUCUGUUCACACUGACAAUCUGCACCUCAGUACCUGCUUAUGCUCUGUCUUUUCAGUGCAGUGAGCUCCAGCCUGUGGCUAAUAGCCUCACAGAGGUUUCCUUUAGAUCAUGAGCGGGGAGCCUGUGGCUCUCCAGAUAUUGCUGGGCUACAGCUCCCAUCACCCUUGGUCCUGUUGGCUGCUGGGGAUUGGAGCCCAACAACAGCUGGGGGGCCACAGCGUCCUCAUCCUUGCUCUAGAGCUUGCUGUCCAGCCACAGGUACUAGGGGAAAAUAAGUGUGAAAACCAAACUUAAUGAGGAAUACAAAUAAGCCCAGAAGCAAAAAAUAUUAUUGUUUUGUUUUAUUUUUAAAAAAAACACCACCACCACCGCUUAGUUCCACAGUGAACUUAAAUGUGGGGAGUCUUUGUUUGGAGUUUUGUUAAUUCUUCUGUGCAGAAACAUUGAAAUAAAAUGAAAGAUGUGAAUCUUA
Molecule: messenger RNA, 2331 nt
Organism: Podarcis raffonei (Aeolian wall lizard)
Lineage: Eukaryota; Metazoa; Chordata; Lepidosauria; Squamata; Lacertidae
Gene: NSRP1
Product: nuclear speckle splicing regulatory protein 1
Exons: 7
Coding region: 101-1648 (515 amino acids)
Biological process (GO): regulation of alternative mRNA splicing, via spliceosome
Source: RefSeq, a predicted model, not a curated record